Myripristis murdjan (pinecone soldierfish) is the source of this 1515-nucleotide messenger RNA. RefSeq names its product POU class 4 homeobox 4 (gene pou4f4). Bases 147 to 1199 code for a protein of 350 amino acids. The record is from RefSeq and is a predicted model, not a curated record. Gene Ontology annotation, molecular function: DNA-binding transcription factor activity, RNA polymerase II-specific; RNA polymerase II cis-regulatory region sequence-specific DNA binding. Gene Ontology annotation, biological process: regulation of transcription by RNA polymerase II. The transcript has 2 exons. Lineage: Eukaryota; Metazoa; Chordata; Actinopteri; Holocentriformes; Holocentridae.
CUCGAGCCCCGGCACGAGCUUCUCUCCAGCCAACUCCUCAGCAUCUGCCCGGCUCUACCUCCUGUUGAGGCGUUUCUUCUUAGAUAAUCAGCAAGACGGAGCCGAACGAGGAAGACGGACAGCGACCCUCCCUCACCUCAGCAAUCAUGAUGUCGAUGAACAGCAAGCAGCCUUUCAGUAUGCACCCCAUCCUGCACGAACCCAAAUACACCCCGCUGCACUCCAGCUCCGAGGCCAUCCGCAGGGCCUGCCUGCCCACGCCGUCGCUGCAGGGAAACAUCUUCGCCGGCUUCGAUGAGACUCUGCUGCAGAGAGCCGAGGCGCUGGCCGCGGUGGACAUCGUGGCCCAGAAGAGCCACCCGUUCAAGCCGGACGCCACCUAUCACACUAUGACCACCAUGACCAGCAUGACGUGCACACCGACCUCGUCCUCGGCCCACCUGCAUCAUCCGUCGGUGCUCACCUCGCACCACCACCCGGCGCACCACCAGCCAGCGCAAGGCCUGGAGGGCGACCUGCUUGACCACCUCACGCCGGGCGGCAUCUCUUUGGGAGGCAUGCCCGGCUCCGACGUCUGUUCCACGGCGUCGCACACCGCGCACGCCGCCGCGCACAUGUCGGCCAUCAAUCACAUGCAGCACCAUCACCACCCUCAGUCCAUGAACAUGCACCCGCAUGCCCUGGGCUCCCACGGCUCCCUGGGGACGAGCGGCGUGGACGCGGAGCCCGACCCCCGGGAGCUGGAGUCGUUCGCUGAGCGGUUCAAGCAGCGGCGGAUCAAGCUCGGCGUGACCCAGGCAGACGUGGGCUCGGCCCUGGCCAACCUCAAGAUCCCCGGGGUCGGGUGUCUAAGCCAGAGCACCAUCUGCCGGUUCGAGUCCCUGACUCUGUCGCACAACAACAUGGUGGCGCUGAAGCCCAUCCUGGAGGCCUGGCUGGAGGAGGCGGAGCGGGCGCAGAGGGAGAAGAUGUCGAAGCCGGAGAUCUUCAACGGCGGCGACAAGAAGAGGAAACGCACGUCCAUCGCGGCGCCGGAGAAGCGCUCUCUUGAGGCUUAUUUCGCCGUGCAGCCGAGGCCCUCAUCGGAGAAGAUCGCCGCCAUCGCCGAGAAACUGGACUUGAAAAAAAAUGUGGUCCGAGUUUGGUUUUGCAAUCAGAGGCAAAAACAGAAACGGAUGAAGUUUUCUGCAACGCACUAAGACCGGCCAGGUGGCGGGGAAGAAAAAACACUCUGCUGCAGGUCUCUGCACCGUUUACAAAGAGACAAAUCAGAGACAAGCUGCCCACACUGUCAGAAAAAAAGGUGCACUGUUGUACCUUUUGUCACUUGGGCCGGACCGCUGUGACACACAGCCUGAGCCCAGUAGGUACAUUCAAGUGCAAAAACACAUCCAUGUGAGCCAGUCACUGAGUCUUAUGUUGAGUCUUAAAGUGUUAUUUUUCUCAGAACAAGUGAAGGAAUCCUUCAGUGGGGGGUGAGAUGAUUUCAGUUACUUCCAAUGCAAAUAAACCUUU